CAAUCGGAAAGUCCAGAUUGUCAAUCAUCGCCGGCGGAUAGCGAUUAACCUAAGCUCGAAAAUGGAAGCUGGGAGCACACCUGUGGACCUCUUGGCUGGAGCGUCCCUUAAUCCGAAGCCCAAGAUUGUGGUGAUAUUGGGUGCCAGUGGAUCAGGCAAAUCCAAAUUGGCCAUCGACCUUGGUUUCCACUUCCCUAUUGAAAUUAUAAACGCCGAUUCGAUGCAGGUUUACAGAGGCUUGGAUGUCCUUACUAAUAAAGUUCCAGUUCACGAGCAGAAAGGAAUCCCCCAUCAUCUUUUAGGGACAAUUAGUCCAAAUGUUGAAUUCACAGCUAAAGAUUUUAGGGAUUCUGCUAUGCAGCUUAUUGAUGAGAUAUGGUCUCGGAACUGCUUGCCUGUUAUAGUAGGUGGAACAAAUUACUAUAUCCAGGCUCUUGUUAGUCGGUUCCUAUUGGAUGAGCAUGCAGACUAUCUUCCUGGAGAUAACGAGAAGGAUGAUUCUGAACUUGGGCCGACCAGUACAAAUUGUGAUUAUAGUUAUAGUCGGCUUAAAGACAUUGAUCCAGUUGCAGCAGACAGGAUUCACCCAAAUGACCAAAGGAAGAUCAAGCAAUAUCUAAGCCUAUAUUCCCAAUUCAGUGUCCUUCCAAGCAAGUUUUUUCAGGGGAAUACCAUGCAGAACUGGGGUCGAGCUGUUAAUUUAAAAUAUGAUUGCUGUUUUAUAUGUGUGGAUGCAUCGCUCCCAGCAUUGGAUCAAUAUGUUAAUCAUAGAGUUGAUUGCAUGGUUUCUUCUGGUCUGCUUAGUGAAGUCCGGGACAUCUACAUCUCAAAUGCUGAUUAUACGCGAGGACUGAGGCAGGCAAUUGGAGUCAGGGAAUUCGAGGAUUUUUUAAGAUACUGGAACUCUGAACAUGAAUCGUCUUUUGCAUGUCCUGAGCUGUUCCAAGAAAAUAUGCGCCUAAUAUUGGAUUCUGUCGGCAAUGACCGACCAAAAUUCAAGUUGGAAGAAGCUAUUGAAAAAGUGAAAUUAAAUACCAGAAGACUUGUUCGUCGUCAGAGAAGAAGGCUUAGUCGACUCGAAGAACUAUUUGGCUGGAACAUACAUUUUAUUGAUGUCACAGAAUGCCUACAAUGCGCUUCGGACAGUUUAUGGACUGCGAAUGUGGUGGAACCCUCAGUAAGCAUCAUUAAAUCUUUCAUGGAUGAAACUGGUACUUCAGAAUCCGCCAUUGGAGGUUGCAAAGAGAUCAAACUAGCUCAGAAGGACCUCUGGACUCGAUAUGUUUGCCAGGCAUGCGGAAAUAAGGAGCUUAGAGGCGAGCAUGAAUGGGAGCAACAUAAACAAGGACGCAGCCAUCGCAAAAGAGCAUCCAAGAUUAAAAGGUCAGGCGUACUUUUCGAUACAUCUCAUACCAGUACAAUGAAAAUAAAUAUAUGAUGAUACGAUCUCCGAAUAGGCUAAACUUUGAAGAUAUGUCUCCGUUCUAAAAUUUAUUUUAGGUCUUGUCUGCUGCAUAUGGUUCGCGCAGGGUGACUUACUUUUUCGAAUUUAGUUUGUCGGCUAUUAGAUUCGGACGAAAGUUUACCCAGAGUGUAGAUGAAAAAAAUUGGUGAA
This is a messenger RNA of Andrographis paniculata, 1615 nucleotides long. RefSeq names its product tRNA dimethylallyltransferase 2. Bases 62 to 1438 code for a protein of 458 amino acids. The record is from RefSeq and is a predicted model, not a curated record. Gene Ontology annotation, biological process: tRNA modification. The transcript is spliced from 11 exons. NCBI's taxonomy places the organism in Eukaryota, Viridiplantae, Streptophyta, Magnoliopsida, Lamiales, Acanthaceae. Gene Ontology annotation, cellular component: mitochondrion. Gene Ontology annotation, molecular function: tRNA dimethylallyltransferase activity.